This is a messenger RNA of Homarus americanus (American lobster), 2074 nucleotides long. Its product is annotated as leucine-rich PPR motif-containing protein, mitochondrial-like. The record is from RefSeq and is a predicted model, not a curated record. Gene Ontology annotation, molecular function: protein binding. The transcript is spliced from 9 exons. NCBI's taxonomy places the organism in Eukaryota, Metazoa, Arthropoda, Malacostraca, Decapoda, Nephropidae. The coding region runs from base 88 to 1464 and encodes 458 amino acids.
CCCGCCAGUUAUAUAUACCUAAAAGAACGGUUAAAGUAAAGUACUUCUCAAGAACGCAUUGUUUGGAUCCUAGUUUGUUUGUUUACAAUGGCUUCCCGGCUAUGCUUGAUUCAGCCACUCAAGUUAACACGUGUUAUUAGCUGUUGUAUCAUAAGGAAUUCAUUCUCCGCCUUAUCGACCAGUGGCAACCAUUCCUCCAGGGACUUUUCAAGGUGCAUACAGUAUGGUAUAAGAAGUAAUCCCAGUAUUGUUAGUAGCCCCAAAAUAAGUGAACCACUUGAGGAGAAGGAGCACAGCUUCCUGCCUCACACUGAGAGUAAAGCAGAAGUGUUAGAUGACCACCUUAUUGAACAUGAAGCAAAUGGGUUGAGCAUGCAGGGAACCCUUCGCAUUCUGCUUCUCUUGCAUGCGACUCAAGACGACACUGAGAGUGUUUUGAACCUUCUGAAUAAAGCAAAAAUUAAUCAUGUGAAACCAAGUGUUGAAACAAUGGCCAGGAUAUUAGUAGCCUACAUCAGGAACAAAAAUGUUGAUGCAGCUAUUAACAUGUACACCAGCAUCCAAGUGGCUCAUCCAUCAUACACCCUGGACUGUAACAAAGUACUUGACCUUUGUACGCUCUUAGUUGAAAAGGGGAGAAGACAAGAGGCAGUUAAGACUUUGAAAGAAUAUAUACACUUAGAUGUAACCAGGACUAUAGAUUUCAAGCAAAUUAAAGAAAACUGUGGAAAUCUGUUGACUGCUGCAGCCACAACUUGUGAUUACAAGUUAACAAAGCAGCUGCUUGAUACACUUCUCUCUGCAGGGCUUGUGAGGCCAGAAAAUUAUAUUGUGGUACCCUUAUUGCAGUGCAAAUUAAACAGUGGUGAUAUACCAGGAGCAGUAGAAGUUGCCAAAGUUAUUUACAAAACUUACAAACUUCUCCCCAAGAGGAUGGAAAUGCUACUUCUACUCCUUCAUCACUAUAAAGAAUUAAGCAUGAAAAUAACUUUACCGAGUUCUGUCAAAUGUGGUGAUGAGCAGUCUGACACAGCCAAUGGGCUUUUGGAGCAGAUGUUUAGCCUCAUUGUUCAUCAAUAUGGGUCUUUACAAGCUCAGCAUGAUUUGAUGUUUGCCUGCUUGGAAACAGGGUGUCCUGAUGUGGCUAGAAAUGUUUUACAGAAUUUAGAUGAAGAAGUUGAUGUACACCAGCUGACUAAAAUGUGUAAAUUGUAUUCCAAGAUGGAGCGAGAAGAUGCUUUACUACAUCUCCUCAGUGCCUCCAGAGGAAAUAGUGUCAUUAACCGCCAAAUAAUCUUUUGUUCUCUACUUGAUAUAUACAAUGCACAGAAUGAUGGUAAAAAAGGACUAUCACUUUGGACGUUGAUGCAGGAGGAGAAUGUGUCUCCAUCAGACCCUUUCCUCUCAAGCCUUGCAACACUUCUCAGGACCAAUAACAUCAUGAUACCAUUCAAAGUUCAAUGACCUGGCAAAGAUUAUCUUGUCUAUGAGACUAUCAUUGGCAAUUUUUUUUUUAUGUAAAAUAUAUGUCAGGGUUAUGUUUUGCAGAUAUUUAUACAAAGAACAACAGGAACACCACCAAUAACAACUAUAAAAAGGUUCAAGUAAUGUUCAUUUGGAAUGCAUAGGAGGUGGGCAUUUAUACCUAUACUGUAUGUUAAAGCCCAGUGCUGGGAUUCUUAAAGGAUUGUGCUUUAAAUUUACCUCAUAGUUAUAGAUGUGAAGAAAGAAUGUGCCUCACUAGCUGACACAACAAGAACUUCCAAAGUAGCAUAAAGUUUACAUUAACAUUCUAUGUUCACAUAACUCCAUUUAGGAGACAAGUACACUUUACAGAAUCGUUGUAAAUCUGGCAUCAGACUGCAAAACCUAACCCUUCUCAUGUAGAUGGAUGCUUUACUACAAUACUAAGAGACAGUGUAAACAGGUAAUAGGAGAUGCAGUAAAAGCAUUAUUGUGCAAGAAAAUUUUGUAGAGGAUUGAAGAGUAAAAUAAUAAUGCCCGUAUUAUUAAACAACAUCUUUCAUUGAAGAGGGUCGUCGUGUUUCAACCCGAGUUGUAAACUAAGUGAGUC